Messenger RNA from Beta vulgaris subsp. vulgaris (sugar beet), 2395 nucleotides. Its product is annotated as replication protein A 70 kDa DNA-binding subunit A. Gene Ontology annotation, molecular function: damaged DNA binding; single-stranded telomeric DNA binding. Gene Ontology annotation, biological process: DNA replication; double-strand break repair via homologous recombination; telomere maintenance via telomerase. NCBI's taxonomy places the organism in Eukaryota, Viridiplantae, Streptophyta, Magnoliopsida, Caryophyllales, Amaranthaceae. The record is from RefSeq and is a predicted model, not a curated record. Gene Ontology annotation, cellular component: nucleus; DNA replication factor A complex.
UGGUUCGUUGAAGUGAAGUCGGUUCUCUCUCUCUAUUUCUAUUUUUAUCAAAACCCGCCAUUUCAAAACCCUAAUCAACGUCUUCUUUCAAAUCCUCAAUUCUCCCAAAUCCUCCAUUUCAUUUUCUCCAUAAAUCCUCCAUUAAUCCAAUUUAACACCGCCAAAAUUCCAAAUCAUUCACAAAUUAACUCCACAAUUCUCAGCGAAAUUCCUAUAUCAUAAUUUUCUCUCUCUUCAACUUUUUUUUUAAAAGUAUAGCAGUGAUAAUAAUCAAAUCAUAAUCAUACAAAGAUGCCGGUGAAUCUAACAAGAAAUUCGAUUGCGGCGAUACUCGACGGCGAUGUGAACUCCAAACCUUUGGUUCAAGUUCUGGAUAUCAAGCUCAACUGUUCUAACCAAGAACGGUACCGUUUUCUUCUAUCCGACACCGUUUCGACUCAGCAGGCGAUGAUUGCAACUCAGCUAAACGACCUCGUUAAAUCAGGCGAAGUUCGUAAAGGUUCCGUCAUUCAAUUGAUUGAAUAUAUUUGUAGCGCUGUUCAAAAUCGCAAGAUCAUUGUCAUCCUCAACAUGCAAACUAUUAUACCUGAUUGUGAGAUCAUAGGGAAUCCAGUGAUUCCCACUGGAGCUGAUUCUGCUGCUGGAAAUGCAUUGGCUAAUGACAGUAAUAAUAAUAACAGUGCUGUUUAUCCUGUCAGAGGAAGCAACGCAAAAGUGAUUGGACCAAGUAAGAGUAACAAUGCACCCAAUUUCAGACCUACUGUUCAGCCUGCGUACCAGCCACCCCCUAAUUACAAGAAUCACGGUCCCGUUGUGAAGAAUGAGGCACCGGCCCGCAUACUUCCAAUUGCUGCAUUGAAUCCUUAUCAGGGGCGUUGGGCUAUUAAAGCAAGAGUAACGGCUAAAGGUGACCUUCGUCGUUAUAACAAUGCUAGAGGUGAUGGGAAGGUGUUUUCCUUUGAUCUCCUCGAUUCAGAUGGUGGGGAGAUUCGUGUUACAUGCUUUAAUGCUGUUGUUGACCGCUUUUAUGAUGUUAUUGAGGUUGGGAAGGUUUAUAUGAUAUCAAAGGGUACUCUAAAGCCUGCUCAGAGGAAUUUUAACCAUUUGAAAAAUGAGUGGGAGAUUUUUCUCGAAUCAACUUCUACUGUCGAUCUUUGCCCAGAUGAAGAUGUUUCAAUACCCCAACAACAGUUUAACUUCCGACCUAUCAGUGAAAUUGAGAGUGCUGAAAACAAUUCCAUAUUAGACAUCAUUGGUGUUGUAAUAUCAGUUAACCCUUCUGUCCCCAUAUUGAGGAAGAAUGGGAUGGAAACACAGAGAAGAAUUAUUAAUUUGAAAGAUAUGUCAGGCAGAAGCAUUGAGCUAACCCUAUGGGGAGAUUUCUGCAACCGAGAAGGUCAGGAGCUGCAAGAAUCAUUUGAUUCUGGGUACUUUCCUGUCAUAGCUGUAAAGGCUGCAAAGGUGAAUGAUUUCAGUGGAAAAUCUGUGGGCACAAUUUCUUCAACCCAGCUCUUUAUCAACCCUGAUAUUCCUGAAGCUCGCAAUUUGGCUGAGUGGUUUCAUCGAGGGGGAAAGGAUUUUGCUUCCCAGUCUAUCUCUAGAGAUGUUAUGCCUCUUGGAGGAAAGAACGAGAUACGCAAAACUUUGUCCCAGAUCAAGGAUGAGGGUCUUGGAAGGUCAGAAAAACCAGACUGGGUUACAGUUAAGGCAACCAUAUCUUUCAUCAAAACAGAUACCUUUUGUUACACAGCAUGCCCAUUGAUGAUUGGAGAUAGGCAGUGCAAUAAGAAAGUCACAAAGUCGGGAAACACAAGAUGGGUAUGUGAUCGGUGCAAUCAAGAAUUUGAGGAGUGUGAUUACCGCUAUUUGCUUCAAGCACAAAUUCAGGAUCAUUCUGGAGUGAUCUGGGUAACUGCUUUUCAAGAAUCUGGAGAAGAGAUUCUGGGUUGCUCUGCUAAAGAGUUGUACACUUUAAAGUCUGAGGAGCAAGAUGAUGACAGAUUUGCCGAGUUAAUUCGUAGUAAGAUUUUUGUUCCAUACCUCUUCAAGCUUAAGAUUAAAGAAGAAACAUAUGGUGAAGAGCAGCGAGUAAAGACAACAGUAGUGAGGGCGGAUAGAAUAGACUAUGCAGCUGAGAGCCGCCAUUUGCUUGAUUCUAUCUCGAAGAAUCGCAAACGAUGAAUGCCAAGGCUAGUGAAAGAUAGCAAGCGAUUUGAUUCUCUUAAUUUUUAAAGUAAUUUUAGAGUUGAUGUUAUGUAAGCAGGGUUUAAAUUUACCAGCACCUAGUAUUAAGAAAGGUGCUCAAGUGUAGCAGAAGAUCUGUUCGAAUUUGUGGAUAAAGUCGGAACACUUACUGCUGACAAUUAUAUUCAUGCGUCUGAUUUUUGAUUUGGUA